Molecule: messenger RNA, 3365 nt
Organism: Manis javanica (Malayan pangolin)
Lineage: Eukaryota; Metazoa; Chordata; Mammalia; Pholidota; Manidae
Gene: BCAS1
Product: brain enriched myelin associated protein 1
Biological process (GO): myelination
Source: RefSeq, a predicted model, not a curated record
AGAGCUGCAAAACCUUACAGAACAUGUUUUCCCUGCUCUGACUGUGACCCAUGGUUACUGGGGAAGGGGAUUAGCUGCACAGGUCAACCUGAACGUCAACAGUGGGUGAGGGGGACUAGACAGCAUGCUUGGAGUGCCCAGGAGGCAUUCGCGUGAGAGAAAUCCGGUGCUCAGUUUUUAUUGGAGAGGCGAGAACAGCCCCCAAAUCCAGGAAGAGAACCUGUUCCUACAGGACGCUCAGGGGAGAGGAGGGCUCCACCCAGACUUGUGUUUGCCCUGCUCUGUGUAUUCAGCCAGCAGGCUCCAGAGAAGGAAGCAAAGGGCAGGGAGCUGGGCUCAGCUGAUAGCCUGGCACUGGGCAGCACCAGCUGGAGACCGGGCACGGUGAACAGGAGCAGCUCCGGGAGACACCAGGGAACAGGAGACAGCCCCCACACCCACCCCAGGGGCUCAGCAGGAACAAUGGGUAACCAAAUGAGUGUUCUGCAAAGAAUUGAAGAUCAAGAGAAUGACUCGGAGACAGACACAUACAAGGUGGCAUCUGAGCAUGAGUGUGGUCAAAACGGGAUGCCGGUGAUCGUAUCAACCCGCACGAUUCAGCUGUAUGACGAAGUCGAUUUGGGAAUAAGCAUCAAGGAGGAUAAUGCAGCCACUUCUUCCCCCAAGACAAUGGAGAUAAGCGCUGUGGCCGAUGCCAACGGAAAGAAUCUUGGGAAAGAGGCCAAAGCCGAGGCACCAGCUGCUAAAUCUCGCUUUUUCUUGACACUCUCUCGGCCUGUACCAGGACGUACCGGAGACCAAGCCACGGAUUCAUCCACUGGACCAGGGAAGCUUGAUGUCAGCUCCAAUAAAGCUCCAGGGAACAAAGAGCCGAGUGAGAGCCGCGGACUUCCAGCAGCAGCUGCACAGGGGCCCGGCCCCGAUAAAAGCCGGGGGCCCGCCCAGGCCGCAGACCAAGCCUUCGGGGCCACCUGGGAAGCAGCGCCUCUGGCCCCUGAGUCAGGGGGAGCAGCCCCCUCCAAGCCUAAGGACUCUGGCUUUUUUGACAAACUCUUCAAACUGGACAAGGGACGGGAAGAGGUGCCAGGUGACAGCCACCAGGAAGCCAGGAGCGCAGAGCAUCCAGACCUGGCUCACAAAGUCCCUGGAUUAUCAAGGCAGCCCCAGGAUGUCCCUGCAGAGAGGGACAUAGUUGACAGCAAGGAGCAAGAAGGAAAGGAAAUCACAACUGUGACUUGCUCUGCCUCAGGGGACCCUGAAGAACUAGAGAUUGCAAAGGAGGACCCCCAGACAAGAAGUACAGCAGAUAAUAAUACUUCCAUCAUGAGCUUUUUUAAAACUCUGGUUUCACCUAACAAAGCUGAACCAAAAAAAGAUCUGGAAGACACGGCAUCCAAAACAGAAAGUGUCUGUGAUGGACAAGCUGGGCCCACGACCUCCGAGAAUCGGGCGAAAAGCACCAAGAAAAAGCACCUGCAUAGCCCCAGGCUAGGAUUCGCCUUUAGACAAUUCUUUAGGCAUAAGGGUGCCGAAAAGUCACCCACCACUUCAGCUGACCUCAAGUCAGACAAAGCCAACUUUAUACCCCAGGAGACCCAAGAGGCAGCCAAGAAACCUACACCCACUGAAACAGCAAAGGAAGGGGCCAAGGAAAAGGGGGGACCCACCUCUCUGCCUCUGGGCAAACUGUUCUGGAAAAAGUCCGUUAAAGAGGAUUCAGUCCCCACAGGUGCAGAGGAGAAUGAGGUGUGUGAAUCACCAGUAGAGGUGGUAAAGUCCAAGGAAAUAGAAUCAGCCUUACAAACAGUGGAUCUCAAUGAAGAAGGAGAGGCCACAGUUGAACCCGCAGAAGCCAAGCUCAAGAGAGAAGAGCAGAAACCACGGAGAACCUCCUUGAUGGCGUUUCUCAGACAAAUGUCAGUGAAAGGGGAUGAAGGGAUCACCCGCUCAGAAGAAAUAAAUGGGAAAGACUCCAGCUGCCAAACAUCGGACUCAGCGGAGAAGGCCCUCACACCACCAGAGGCUGAACCAGCCGGAGCGGGCCCGAAGGGCAAAGAAAGCUCCUCUAAGGACAAGAAAGCGGCGGCAGAGGCGAGCAAGCAGAAGAACACCAAGCAGGAAGCCCAAGGACCAGCCCCGAGCGCGGAGCCCCUGAACGCGGAGGUGAAUUCGCUGCCCAACGGAGAGAAGUCCCAGAGGAGACCCGAGAAGCGGCGGCAGUCCCUGGGGGGCUUCUUUAAGGGCCUGGGACCAAAGCGGAUGCUGGACGCUCAAGUGCAAACAGACCCCGUAUCCAUUGGACCCGUUGGCAAACCCAAGUAAACAAACCUCUACAGUUCCCACCAAGUUCUCCUGCCACCAAGAUGUCUUCUCCCAAUCCACCUCCUCCCCAAGCCCACUCCAUGUAUAUAUUUUUCUUCUGAUGGCCAUUGAAUGAAAUUCUGCCUCCAAAUUAAGCCUGAGCUGUUGUAUAUUGAGGUGUAUUAUUUAUGUCUCUGGUCCAGUCUUUCCUGGUAAAUACUGUAAAGAUGGCUUAGCAGGUUAACUAGGCAGGUCAGAAGAGUUGAAGGUUGUCAAGCACAGGGGGGAAGGGGUGAAGGAAUGCAUUCUGGUUAAGUUGUGAAAACAGCAGUGACAAGUAUGUGGCAGAAGAAAAAUGCCUGCUGGAAGGAAUUAAGCGUUGCAGUAAAUUCGUGCUCAUCCUCUAAGUUUGAGGAGGAGAGACGAAAAGUUUGCCUAAAUUUGAGUUUCAAGGGGGGAGAAUAUGGGCUCUGUGUUGGGAGAUUGCCAAUUUCCUGGAAUGGAAUGUGUGGGGAAUGAAAAGGAAUUCUUAGAAGUUGUUUUUCACAUAGGGCCCUGGAAAAUUGUUGAUGGGAGGGAGAAGAUUGACUGGAUUUGUGGAAGCAAUUGCGUUUUGAAGCUCAGUGACAGGGGCAAGGAUUACAACUUCAGAACAAAACGCACCAAAAUAAAUGAAGUUGCAAGUUUAUUUUUCGACACAAGGGGGCGCUGAGGUCUCCAUCCUGUAUCCCUAACAAAGAUGUGGUCUCCGCAGUCUUACAUUAUUAAUGUUUCUCAGAUGGCUGAGGGGCUUGCUUCAUCUGUUCUGUCUGACACUUACCUCAAGUCUGUCUGUAAUUUCCUAAUGUUCUCAGGAUGUGUUCCGAUAAAACCCUCCCCAUAACCCCUAGUUAAUAAAAAUGUUCAGAUUACUCAAAUACCUGAGGUUUUUUUUUUAAUACUUGUACAGAGGAAUAAACAGGACCUCGAGUCUAUUAAAAUGUAAUUCAAAGUAGCAUAUGAUUGAAUUAUAUCAUGUGUACUGUAUCUUUCUGAUUUAAUAAAAAAAUGCAUUUAUAUUGAAA